AUGUUUCGCUACCAAAUCGAGAUUGGGGCCUUCCUGGUCGGAUGCACCCUGGCCAGUGCAAUACGGCUUUAUUCUGCAAGAAAAGGUGUCGACGAAGGCAAAAUUCGACUACCGGUACAUGACGAGGACGGCCAGCUUCGACACGACCCAUUCGACGUUACGACACAGGAAGAUGUGAUAGACGGGUACCCUAUUGAGGAGGAAUUGUUUUGGAGACGUAUGAGGUGGCGGAAACUCUCCAUCACAAUUGUUCUGGCGCUCACAGUAGCUCUGAACGCGGUCGCGUUGGGAUAUGCCAUUUCCAACGACGACCUUCGGGAAUUGAUAGUCGCAGCCCUCCAGCUGGCAUUCUCUCUCUACUGUGUCGUCAUCUCAGCCCAAGCUUCAUUGACGGACGAUGCGGACGCGCAUUGCGAGUUGAUUCUGCAUUUAGCGGUGCUGUCAUGCACUGCCGCGUUAUCAUUGCUCUCUGUCGCCAUUCUACCGGAUACGCCAGUCCCCGUCAUCAAGGACAUUGUCUACGAUCCUGCUCUCCAGGGCCUAUGGUACUCCAUCGUUGCCCUUUACACCCUCGCCUGCGUCAUUACAUUCACGACUCCAACGGGACCUCCACUAAAUUACCCACCGGAAUUCAUCUACGCGGAGAAGACCGUCAAGUCGAUAACAAACCCGGACCCAGAAAACGUCUGUGGGAUCACAGGAUCUUCGUUAUGGGAUACGCUCAUGUUCUCGUACACCACCAAAGUGGUCUGGCUCGGAAAUCUCGCUUCAAGUCUGGAAAUCGGUGACCUGCCCAUUGUCCCAGGAAAUAUGCGUGCCGCAUCCAACUAUUCGCUCAUCAGGAAGGGGAUGCGCACAGUUCAGCUCAAAAUCUUCAAUUGGAAGCCACGACCCGGAUCGGGUUGGGACCUCGGAUACAAGUUGAUUCGCUUGAACAUAUUUGCUUUGCUUGUUGAAGUGUCGCUUGCUGCUGUUUCCGCAGUCCUCUUCUACGCGCCGGCGUUCUUUAUGAGACACUUAAUUUCGUAUUUGGAAGCUGAUCCUGACCGCGAGAAUAAAGGCUGGGGAUGGGUGUACAUUUUCGGACUCUUUGCCGCCAAUGCCAUCGGAUUCCUCAUUGCUGGCCAGCUAUGGUCCUUAGCGACGACGACGGUUCAAGUCCGACUUCGAGUUCAGCUCAACACCAUUCUUUUUGCCAAAACGCUUGUUCGCAAGGACGUUGCUUCCUCUGCCCCCAACACUGGUUCGAAGGACGCGAAGCCCGGUCAAAGUGCCAGCAAUGGGGAAAACGCGCAAGCGCCCGCAUCCGACGAUAAGGAGGACGACUUUUCCAGCAAAGCUCAGAUUAUGACUUUGAUGACGACAGACGUUGACAGAGUCAGCGAAUUUGCCUGGCAUCUGUUCACCCUCGUCGAUUCCCCGAUUGAAAUCGCUAUUGGCACCUAUUUCUUGUACAAUCUCCUUGGUGUGUCAUGUUUCUACGGACUGGCGGUGAUUUGUCUGUUCCUUCCCCUGAAUCAUGCCGCCGGGAAGAUCUUCGUUGGCGUUCAGGAAAAUCUCAUGAAAGCCCGGGAUGAGCGGAUCUUGGGAGCUAUACGGAUGCUCAAGUUCAUGGCCUGGGAGCGCAGCUUCGAAAAGCGUGUAUUGGCUAUCCGAGAGAAGGAACUGAAGUAUCAAAAACGCCACUACAGGAUUGAGACGCUCUGGAAUGCGAUUUGGAAUGGUUCGCCGAUCCUCGUCACAUUGGUCGCUUUCUGGCAUUUUGCUAUCGUGCGCCAACAACCACUCACGCCGUCGAUUGCGUUCACUUCCAUCAUCGUGUUCUCCGAGAUGAAGUUUGCCCUGAAUGCACUACCAGAAACCUUUAUCAACAUGUUGCAGUGCUUGGUGUCAUUGCGCCGUGUUGAGAAAUAUAUGAGUGGUGUCGAAGUUAAUCCCGUUCCCCCUCUCGACGAACAGCCCAAGAAGAUUGCGUUCCAGUCCUGCACCGUAACUUGGCCUCAAGACCGAUCUCAGUCCAGCAAUGCAUCAAGCCUCGCGCCAUCUGCAUCGGCCACGCCCCGCAAUAAGUUCGUGCUCGUCGACCUUACUCUGAACUUCCCUCCCAGAGAGCUCUCCUUGAUCUGUGGUAAAUUGGGAUCCGGAAAGACGCUGCUGCUUCUUGCAUUGCUCGGCGAGGCGGAUAUUCUUAGCGGGCAGAUGGUUUGCCCUCGCUCCCCUCCCGAUUCUAUUGCUACGUAUUCCAAGAUGGACGUUAGUAAGGAAGAGUGGGUCGUUGAUGGAAUGUGUGCAUACGUGCCUCAGGCGGCUUGGCUUCGGAACGCAUCCAUAAAAGAAAACAUCCUCUUUAGCCUCCCCUACGACGAGGAACGGUACCAUAAAACUCUCGAGGCUUGUGCGCUCGUGAGCGAUCUUGAAAUCCUGGAAGAUGGCGACGAAUCGGAGAUUGGAGAGCGUGGGGUGAACCUUUCAGGUGGUCAAAAGGCCAGAGUUUCUCUCGCUCGCGCCGUCUAUUCUCGAGCUUCGAUCCUCUUCUUGGACGACGUGCUGUCUGCAGUGGAUGCCCAUACGGCGCACCAUCUCUAUCACCAAUGUCUCAAGGGUGAGCUGAUGGAGGGGAGAACUGUCAUCCUUGUGUCCCACCAUGUUCAGUUGUGUGCCAGCGAGGCAGCCUACAUCGUGGCAUUGGACAAUGGUCGCGUGAUGUUUGAAGGCGACCGAGAUGCGUUUAAUUCUUCUGGUAUCAUCAAGAAACUUGGCCAAACAAGCGAAACGGGACAGCAAGAUGAUCUCGAGGAGAAAGAGCAACUGGUAGAGGCUGAGGAAGCAAUCUUUGGCCGCGGAGAGGGAAGCCAAUCGGAAACCAGUUCCACAGUCGUGUCAUCAUCGCUUGUAUCCAAGAAAGAAAAGAAGCCUGCACGCAAACUCGUAGAAGAGGAAACACGGGCAGUUGGUCGAAUCAAGAAGGAUAUUUGGGUCACAUUCCUCAAAGCCUGUGGAAACAAUUGGUUUUGGCUAUUGUUCGGCUUUGUCUUUGCCCUGGCGUCCGUUACUCCUGUGUUGGAGAACAACUGGCUCAGAUAUUGGUCUGCUUCUGCUCUGGAAGGGCGUGGUGAAAGCCCGGCCUUUUACAUCGGCGUAUACGCUGCGAUAACCGGUGUCGGCCUCAUCAUCACUACCUCUCGCUGGUUCGUACUCUACGAUGCCUCCAUUCGGGCUUCGACCGUACUCUACAAGAGGUUAUUGGAGACUGUCCUAUUCGCCGAUAUUCGUUUCCAUGACACUGUUUCGCGGGGCCGCCUCCUCAACCGCUUUGGUAAAGACUUUGAGGGAAUUGACAGCAGCCUCGCGGAUAACUUGGGACGAACCAUCAUUACAGCUUUAUCUGCCCUGACCACUAUUGUGACCGUGAGCGUCGUCGGAGGCAUUCCGUUCGUAGUGGCCAUCGCCAUUCUGGGUGUACUCUAUUGGAAUGCUGCAAAGGUUCCGUCUCUCGAUUCUUCCCACAUGCGCGCUGUUGCUUAUUCCAGAACAGGUCUAUGGACAAACCUCUCGAGAUAUGAGACGUCUUGGUCUCCCCUGUAUUCCAUGUAUGGAGAGACGAUCUCUGGUGUCCCAGUGCUGCGGGCCUUUGGAGCGUCAUCAAAGUUGUUAAGGGACAUGCUUCGAUGUGUCGAUACGAACUCGAACCCGUACUACUGGAUGUGGGGAGUCAACCGCUGGUUGUCAAUCCGAUUCAAUCUCCUUUCGGCGGCCAUUGUCGGUGCAGCGGGACUCGCAUGCCUUGUGACACCUAGUAUCAAUGCUUCCUUGGCCGGCUUUGCUUUGGCUUUCGCUACGACGAUCACCAACGACCUGCUGUUCAUGGUUCGUCGAUUUGUAGCCCUUGAGCAGUCUAUGGUCGCGUUGGAGAGAAUCAAGGAGUACUCCGAAUUGAAACGUGAACCUGCUGAAUUUAUCGAACCCCGUCCGCCCGUAUCUUGGCCUUCACAGGGUGAAAUCCAAGUUGAAGAUCUUGUCAUUCGCUAUGCUCCCGAGCUUCCCGAUGUGUUGCAUAAUUUGUCAUUCACUAUCAAACCCGGAGAGAAGGUCGGAAUCCUUGGUAGAACCGGUUCAGGCAAAAGCACCCUAGCGCUUUCCUUCUUCCGCUUCGUGGAGCCCGUGAACGGACGGAUUUUAGUUGAUGGUCUCGACAUUUCCAACAUCGGCCUUACUGACCUUCGUAGCCGCAUAACGAUUAUCCCUCAGGAUCCUACGAUUCUGAGUGGCACAUUACGUUCUACUCUUGAUGUCUUCGAUGAAUACGAAGAUGUGGAGAUUUACGAAGCUCUUCGUCGGGUACACCUGCUGCCCUCUGGGGGCGACGAUGAAACUCCGGAGACCGUCAACGCCAAUGUGUUCCGAGAUCUCGAUUCCUCAGUUUCUGAAGGGGGUGAAAACUUCUCAACUGGGGAGAAACAACUGUUGUGCAUGGCCCGUGCCAUCCUCAAGCGUUCGAAGAUCCUUGUCAUGGAUGAGGCGACUGCAAGCGUGGAUUAUGCGACAGAUGAACUUAUCGGAAAGACAAUUCGGCAUGAAUUUGCUGAGAGCACGAUUUUGACGAUUGCCCACCGCCUGCGUACGGUAAUUGAUUAUGACAGAGUCAUGCUCCUGGAUCAAGGCCAAAUCGUGGAAUUCGACAAGCCCGCUACAUUGCUCAACGACCCAGACUCCAAAUUCUAUGCUUUGUGCAAAGCAACAGGAAAAGAAGAAUUUGCCAUGCUCACGAAGAUGGCGCGAGUUAAUGCUACGACAUAA
Messenger RNA from Coprinopsis cinerea okayama7#130, 4797 nucleotides. Its product is annotated as ATP-binding cassette transporter. Gene Ontology annotation, molecular function: ATP binding; ATP hydrolysis activity; ABC-type peptide transporter activity. Gene Ontology annotation, biological process: transmembrane transport. Lineage: Eukaryota; Fungi; Basidiomycota; Agaricomycetes; Agaricales; Psathyrellaceae. The transcript is spliced from 35 exons. The coding region runs from base 1 to 4797 and encodes 1598 amino acids. Gene Ontology annotation, cellular component: fungal-type vacuole membrane; fungal-type vacuole. The record is from RefSeq and is a predicted model, not a curated record.